AUGGCACUAAAAGAGAAGUCUCACCUAGAAAAUCCAAGGAGUAUCCUGGAAAAAUUCCAUGUGUCAGAAGAAUUCGGCUUUGUCCUGUCAGACCCAUUGGUUGAAUUACCUGAGUAUUAUGCCCCCUGGAUGAAAAUUGCAACGGAGCUCACCUCUCUGAUCGAGACCAAACAGCUUCAUGCCGAAGUCCAAAAGCUGCCCUUGCUCACUAUCGAUCAGCUCCAGGGACAUCGGGAGCUGCGCCUUGCACACCUGGCACUGGGGUUUAUCACCAUGGGAUAUGUGUGGCAAGAAGGAGACAAAAAUGCUGCCAAGAUUUUGCCAAAAAAAAUUGCCGUCCCUUUCUGUCAAAUCUCUGAGAAACUCGACUUGCCUCCAGUGCUGGUGUAUGCAGACUGUAUUUUGGCAAACUGGAAGAAAAAGGAUCCCAAUAGACCUAUGGAUUUAGAAAAUUUGGAUACUAUCGUUUCACUCCCUGGAGGGGACAACAGUAAAGCAUUUUUCCUGGUUUCUUUACUUGUUGAACUAGCAGCUGCUUCUGCAGUCAAGGUGAUUCCUGUUAUAAUGGAUGCAUUAUCUCGUGAGGAUGCUUCCUCUUUGCAAAUUGCACUGCAUGAACUGACUUCUUCUGUGCAGAAAACCCAGGAUGCUUUCACCCUCAUUCAUGACCAUGUAGACUCAACAUGUUAUUAUGAAACACUACGCAUCUUCUUGUCUGGUUGGAAGGACAAUCCCCUGUUGCCAGAUGGUCUUCUGUAUGAAGGGGUAUGGAAGACACCCAAAGAGUUUUCCGGUGGCAGUGCAGCACAGAGCACCAUCAUUCAGUGCUUUGAUUUGCUGUUGGGAAUCCAGCACAGCUCCAGAGAUGAGGCUGCUGCCAACUUUCUCAAGAGAAUGAGGGACUACAUGCCUCCAGCUCACAGGGACUUUCUUCAGUUGGUUGCCUCCGGACCCACCGUCCGCCCAUUUGUCCUUUCAAAGGGUGACCCGGAUCUGCAAAAGGCUUUUGACAAGUGCGUAUCUGCUCUUGUGGCACUCAGGAACUACCACCUUAAAGUGGUGGCCAAGUACAUUGUAUGGCCGGGACAGAAGCUGCAGCGUGAAGAGAACCAGAAGGAGGGGCUGCAGAAGGAAUUGGUGGCUUUAGAGGAGAAGGGAACUGGGGGCACAGGAUUCAUGCAGUUUCUCAAAACAGUCAGGGAUUCAACUAGGAAAUCCCUCCUAAAGGAGUAUUAA
This is a messenger RNA of Ornithorhynchus anatinus (platypus), 1236 nucleotides long. RefSeq names its product indoleamine 2,3-dioxygenase 1 (gene IDO1). Gene Ontology annotation, cellular component: cytoplasm. Gene Ontology annotation, molecular function: heme binding; metal ion binding; L-tryptophan 2,3-dioxygenase activity. The record is from RefSeq and is marked provisional. Lineage: Eukaryota; Metazoa; Chordata; Mammalia; Monotremata; Ornithorhynchidae. Gene Ontology annotation, biological process: 'de novo' NAD+ biosynthetic process from L-tryptophan.